This is a messenger RNA of Arabidopsis lyrata subsp. lyrata, 2275 nucleotides long. RefSeq lists its product as uncharacterized. Gene Ontology annotation, molecular function: demethylase activity; mRNA binding. The record is from RefSeq and is a predicted model, not a curated record. Gene Ontology annotation, biological process: mRNA catabolic process. NCBI's taxonomy places the organism in Eukaryota, Viridiplantae, Streptophyta, Magnoliopsida, Brassicales, Brassicaceae. The coding region runs from base 323 to 2020 and encodes 565 amino acids. The transcript is spliced from 7 exons.
UAAACUCUUUUGUCCAAAAAAAUUUCAAAAACUCGGUGGAAUAAGAAACGGGCAAAGAGGGACCAGAAUUUUAGCCACGUCAGCUUUUAAGAGAUUGCCACAUCAUCACCAUAAGUCUCUCCCACCUGUACGGAUCCCUUUCCCGGUUGCCCCAAUAUAAAUUGGAACCAAACUCUCCUCAGAAAAACCUUCUCAUUACACUUGCAUGUGCAGCGACCCGACCCGGCCCACAUUUCUAACCCAUUUUCACCUUUUUCUGUUUCCGCCGCCGACUGAUCGAUCCCGAGAGAAUAACUGAAUCUUUCACCGGAGUUCUACGCCGAUGACGAUUGCGGCAGCACAAGCACGCCAGACAGAUCGAUCAGCCACUGGUUUCACUUUCGCAACGACGGCGAAGGCGGUGGCUGUUCCGGUUCAAGUUCCACCGGGAACUGUGGUUUCCGAAGGAUUAGGUAAGGAUGCGUUAAUCUCAUGGUUCAGAGGAGAAUUCGCGGCGGCGAACGCGAUAAUCGACGCGAUGUGCUCGCACCUUAGGAUAACUGAAGAAGCGGUGUCUGGAUCGGAAUAUGAAGCUGUUUUCGCGGCGAUCCAUCGCCGGCGUCUGAAUUGGAUCCCUGUUCUUCAGAUGCAGAAGUAUCAUUCCAUCGCUGAAGUCGCGAUCGAGCUUCAGAAAGUGGCGGCUAAGAAAGCGGAGGAUCUGAAACUGAAGAAAACAGAGGAGGAGGAAGAUCUGAAAGAGGUGGCGGCGGAGGAAGAGGAAGUGAAGAAGAAAGAUUGUUUUAACGGCGAGAAACUAACGGAAAAUGACGUAAACGGAGAUGUAGAAGACGUUGAAGAUGAUUCACCAACUAGUGAUAUCACUGAUUCAGGUUCUCAUCAGGAUGUUCACCAAACUGCUGCUGCGGAUACGGCACAUCAGAUUUUAUGCCAGAACCAUGAAGAUUGUGAUGCACGGUCAUGUGAGAUUAAGCCUAUCAAAGGUUUCCAAGCCAAAGAGCAAGUCAAAGGACACACUGUGAAUGUUGUGAAAGGACUAAAGCUGUAUGAAGAAUUACUUAAAGAAGAUGAGAUAUCUAAAUUGAUCGACUUUGUGGCAGAACUCCGAGAAGCUGGCAUAAACGGGAAGCUUGCAGGUGAGAGCUUUAUACUGUUCAACAAACAGAUUAAAGGGAACAAGAGAGAGCUGAUUCAGCUUGGUGUCCCCAUCUUUGGCCAUGUUAAGGCGGAUGAAAACUCUAACGACACCAACAACUCUGUUAACAUUGAGCCAAUUCCACCACUUCUUGAGAGUGUCAUUGAUCACUUUGUCACAUGGAGACUCAUCCCAGAAUACAAGAGACCAAACGGCUGUGUCAUCAACUUCUUUGAAGAGGGUGAAUACUCACAGCCUUUCCUCAAACCACCACAUCUAGAACAACCAAUCUCCACUCUUGUUCUCUCUGAAUCAACAAUGGCCUAUGGACGCAUUCUCUCAAGUGACAACGAAGGCAACUUCAGAGGACCUUUAACUCUUUCUCUCAAACAAGGAUCUUUGCUGGUGAUGAGAGGGAACAGUGCAGACAUGGCAAGACAUGUAAUGUGUCCAUCACAAAACAAAAGAGUAAGCAUCACAUUCUUUCGUAUUCGACCUGACACAUAUCAUAACCAUUCACAACCCAACAGUCCUCGCAACGACGGUGUAAUGACAAUGUGGCAACCUUACCAAAUGACACCAACUCCAUUCCUCAAUGGCUAUGAUCAUUCAAUUGACAUGAUGCCAAAACUUGGAGUCCUACGUCCUCCAAUGGUCAUGAUGGCACCACCACCAGUUCAACCAAUGAUAUUACCAAGUCCCAAUGUGAUGGGAACCGGUGGUGGCACCGGUGUUUUCUUACCAUGGGCCUCUGUUAAUAGCUCAAGAAAACAUGUGAAGCAUUUGCCUCCACGCGCGCAGAAGAAGCGAUUACUUCCGCUUCCUCCUGCUGCUUCUUCUUCUCCAGCUGGAGGAUCCACCUCUGAGCCUGUGAUCAGCGUAGGUUAAUCCUAUUCGACUUCUUCAGCAAAAAAAAAAAAAGCUUUGAACUGGUCUGUGUCUAAGCCAUGCUCUGUUUCUUCUCUUUUGUUCUGUUUAUUUUUUUCAAAUUCAGUUUAGGUUAACUCAGGUUUUAUAGAUAGAAUUAAGUUUGUUACAUCCCCAGAGGCAUGUGUUUUCUAUUUUGUGUACGAUUUUAUUAUCAGUAUAUUCUCAAAAUGUUACCUUUCAUUGCUAGUUUUCAAACAAAAUGAUAUUAUAGCA